AGCCUUGCAGCAAUAUAUGAAUGGAGGUUAGGCUACGCCCACGCUUCCGUUUCCAAUCCCUUUCAUUUACUUUAUUAUCUAUGAAUAUACUUAGCGCCAACUGGUCUAUUGCCUCGUUGCGGACUCCUGAUAAUUAUACUCCAUUAAAGAAAGGUAUACUGUAUAGAACUGAAACAGGAAAUAGUGAGACUUUAAAAACAAUACUAAGACAAAACAGCUAUGGCAGGAGAAAUAGCACAAGAAAUAGAAGAAAAUGUGCAGCAAAAAGAAAUUGAAAAGCUAAAUGCUGAAAUACAAGAAUGGGAAGAAAGAGAUGAAUAUAUAGAGCAAAUGCAACAAGUGGAAGAUGAAAUGGAUUCUGAAUAUAAAAAAAUAAUAGCAGAAAUGCAAAAUGUGGUAAAAGCCAAAAAAAUACAAGAUGAAGAGCAUAAAAAACAAAUGACAAACAUAGACAGUGAAGAAGAUAAUAAAAAAACGAAUGCAGAAAAAGAUUUUGAAGAAAAAAAAGAAAAAUUAAAAAAUGACGAAUGCAAAAAGAAAAAAGAAGAGGAAAAAUAUGAUAAAAAAAUAGCAGCAAUAAAAGAUGAAGCAAAAAAAAAGAGAGACAAAGAAGAUACUAAAAAUAAAGAAAGAUUAAAAGAAAUACAUGACAAAGCAAAAGAACUAAAUAACAAAGAAAUACACAAUAGAGCAAAAGAGCUAAAAACCAAAGCUCAAAAUAUAAAACAGAAAUUGGAAUCAAAAACAAAGCGUGUACAUGUAGAAGCUUUAGAGAAAGCUGAAAUA
Amphimedon queenslandica is the source of this 786-nucleotide messenger RNA. RefSeq names its product protein PXR1-like. Lineage: Eukaryota; Metazoa; Porifera; Demospongiae; Haplosclerida; Niphatidae. The record is from RefSeq and is a predicted model, not a curated record. The transcript is spliced from 3 exons. The annotation marks the transcript as partial.